Messenger RNA from Malus domestica (apple), 1060 nucleotides. The record is from RefSeq and is a predicted model, not a curated record. NCBI's taxonomy places the organism in Eukaryota, Viridiplantae, Streptophyta, Magnoliopsida, Rosales, Rosaceae.
AACAAACACUCGGAAACCCAACCCCCAAAAACCCAACACAGAAACACAAGAGACUGAGAAACAAAGAUGUCCGUACUCUCGCUCGCAGCUUCAUCUUCUUCUUCCUUGCACUCAUCCUCCUCCACUUGCUCUUCAAAACCCCCAUUCUCCUCCUCUGCAAAACCCGCCUUUAAAACCCCAUUUGUCGGGUACUUGGUGGCGCCACCGCAAAAGCUCUGGUUUCCCUCCACCACCGACCUGAGCUUAAACAGUGAAGGAAACACACGGCGGAGCUUCGAGGUCUUCAGCAGCAAAACUGAGGACUUCGUUCGGGUCCCUUUGGAUCAGCGAUGGAUGUUUGAAGACUACGAAGUCGACGGCCCUGACAUUUGGAAUAAUACAUGGUAUCCAAAAGCUGCAGACCACGUGAAUACUGACAAACCGUGGUUUAUCGUUGAUGCCACAGACAAGAUUCUUGGACGAAUGGCAUCCACAAUUGCCAUUUACAUCCGCGGGAAAAAUUUGGUGACCUACACCCCCAGUGUGGACAUGGGAGCAUUUGUCAUUGUGAUAAAUGCUGAAAAGGUUGCCGUAUCUGGCAAGAAAAGGAACCAAAAACUCUACAGGAGGCAUUCUGGACGACCAGGUGGUAUGACAGUGGAAACGUUUGACCAGUUACAGCAGAGAAUCCCAGAGAGGAUUAUUGAACAUGCUGUUCGUGGUAUGCUUCCAAAAGGGAGGCUUGGGAGAGCGCUUUUCAACCACCUGAAGGUAUACAAGGGGCAAGAUCAUCCCCAUGAAGCCCAGAUGCCAGUGGAGCUGCCGAUAAGGGACAAAAGAAUACAGAUACAAAAGUAGAUUUGAAGCCGAACUCUACAGUACUUACUUUGGUUGUUAGAACCCGGCUUUUUUCGUGUUUAUAUAUUUGAAUGUAGAUGUCCAUUUUCUACAUCAGUCUUGGAUGGUUGUUUGCUUCCAGUCUGGUAUUGGAAUCUGGCCGGAAGUUUUCGUAGGUUUCAUUUGCUCGUAUGUAAUUGAACAAAAAUUUGCAAUCAAUGUCACACACCUUUCAGCAGAAAAA